Molecule: messenger RNA, 3460 nt
Organism: Sebastes umbrosus (honeycomb rockfish)
Lineage: Eukaryota; Metazoa; Chordata; Actinopteri; Perciformes; Sebastidae
Gene: insm1b
Product: insulinoma-associated 1b
Exons: 1
Coding region: 877-2385 (502 amino acids)
Biological process (GO): regulation of cell cycle process; neuron differentiation; negative regulation of transcription by RNA polymerase II
Cellular component (GO): nucleus; transcription repressor complex
Molecular function (GO): RNA polymerase II cis-regulatory region sequence-specific DNA binding; DNA-binding transcription repressor activity, RNA polymerase II-specific
Source: RefSeq, a predicted model, not a curated record
GAAAGCUGGACGAAUUUAGGAACACCCUCUCUCUCUCUCUCUCUCUGAAAAACAACCUGCAUUGAGACAUUUUACAGUUUGGUGAAUUUGCCUCUUUGAACAAACAUCACAACAGACAUGGAAAAGAAACACAGCUUUUUGGUUUUGUAUUUAAACAACUGUAAAACCGUGUGGAGGUAAAAACACAACCUGAAUUGAGAGAAUCUGUUUUUUUUACAGUUUGGUGAAUUGAACAAACAUCACAACAGAAAAAGAAACAGCUUUUUUUUUUUUUUAUUUAACCAAGCUUGUCUCAUCCCUCGUCUUAAUUCUAAAUUGUGAUGAUUGUGGCAGUGACGGACAUUUCCUUUUUGGCAGCUCGUGCCCCCCCCCCCCCCCCCCCCCCCCACCCUACCCCCAGAGAGGAGAGCCACAAAGCCGUGGCACGUGUGCAUUUGUAUAGGGGCCCAUCAGACCGUAAAAAGGAGGAGGGUCCCGGCGUGUGCCUCUGGUCUGGGAGGGGCCACAUUAAUGUAAUAAACCAGCCAGUACAUCUGCUAAGCUAUCUUGCACAUCCUCCAACGAAAUCCACCAAACCCAAAGCUCAGAGCACCUCCCACAAUCAAAUCCACUGGGAUCUUUGGUUUCAUCCGAUUGGUCGAGGAUGCUGCAACAGGGGGGGGGAGGAGGGCAGAACAAUAGCAUCAUUCCGGCAUAAAAAGAGUGGAGCUAUGCCUUGGAGACGAAAACAUUUCAGCAACAGAAGAAGAAUCGAUAUAUACUAGGGAGGAGAUAAAGUAGCUUCUAAGUGUUGCCAUAUUUUUUAACAAACCUGGAUACUCGAGACUUCUUCACCGACCUCCCAGAAGUGCCUUUUCCGCUGUUAUACUCGCCAAGAUGCCCAAAGGAUUCCUGGUAAAAAGAAACAAGAAAUCCGCACAUGUUUCCUACAGGACUCGGUCAGAUGAAGAUGACCUCCACCACUUCCAGGAGAUACCCACCCCAGCUGCCUUGCCGAGUUAUGUGUACCCAUCCCAGCCGAUGUCCAGUCCAGCCCGCGGUGCAGCAGCAGCAGCGUCGCCGGAUUGCGCAUCAGCAGCAGCUGCCGCGCCGGUGCCAAGGAUGGAGAAGAAGCCGGUGCAGUUCGGCAACCCGGAGUCGGUGUGUCAAGCUCUCUACAGCCCCACCCGGCCCAUCAGCAGGGAGCACGACAGAGGGGGAUAUUUCGAGCGAAGUUUCAAUCUGGGCUCGCCUAUUUCUGCUGAGUCAUUCCCGACACCCGCCUCUCUCUCCGGCCUGGACCAGCUCCUGUACGCGCCGGUCGACCUGAAAAUCGGCACCAGCAACAGCAGCCGCAGCGGCACCAUCAGCACCAUCACCACUAGCAACAGCAUCAGCAGCCUCCCGGCGCCUAGCAACCGGGUCGGCGGCGGUACCAAAAGACCCGCAUCUGACAAAGCUAAACCCGCCUCCAAGAAACCCAAAGCCAUCCGAAAACUCAACUUUGAAGACGAAAUGACGACUUCUCCAGUGCUCGGUCUCAAAAUCAAAGAGGGCCCGGUGGAUAUGAAGCCCAGGGCGCCGUCCGGAGCAGGAGGAGACAACAACAAGCCUCUGGGGGAGUUUGUGUGCCAGCUGUGCAAGGAGGCGUACGCGGAUCCAUUCUCUCUAGCUCAGCACAAGUGCUCCCGCAUCGUCCGGGUCGAGUACCGGUGCCCAGAGUGCGACAAGAUGUUCAGCUGCCCGGCAAACCUUGCCUCUCACCGGCGCUGGCACAAACCACGAACCACCACCACCGGAGGCGCAUCUGCGGUGCCAGGCAACGCGCAGCAGCAGGGCAUCAAACCAGAAACGGCCAAAAUGCCACAGAUAGGUGUCAAAUCAGUCUCCGAUGAAGCCAAAGACAUGAGUGAUAGAGACACCCCGAGUCCAGGUGUGUCCGAGUCCGGCUCUGAAGAUGGCACAUAUGACUGCCAGUACUGCGGGAAGAGGUUUAAGAGACAGGCAUACCUAAGAAAACACAUCAUGGCACACCAGGCCUUGCAAAAGAAAGUGCUGGAGGAGUUUCAACCCCAGGCAGAGCAGCCUCCGGUCCUGUCAUCCUCCUCCUCUGCAUCCUCAGCAUCCUCCUCAUCAUCAUCCUCAGAGGAAGCCUCAAACCAAAGCCCUCUCAACCUGAGCCCGGCGGACUGCCUGCUGUGCCCGGUGUGCGGGGAGAGUUUCAGCAGCAGGUCCGGACAGGAGAGACACCUGCGCCUCAUGCACUCCUCCCAGAUCUACCCGUGCAAAUACUGCCCCGCCACUCUCUACAGCUCUCCGGGACUCACCAGGCACAUAAACAAGUGCCACCCCUCGGAGAACAGGCAGGUGAUCCUGCUCCAAAUGCCGGUGCGACCAGCCUGCUAAAAGAAAAACAACCACUAAACUCGUGCCUUUUGAUGGAUGGAGAGGGAGGGGGAAAAAAAAAAAUGGAUAAAAAAAAAAGUGGCUUUGGGGGUUAAAAAAAAAAAUAUUGUGAUGCUCACUGCCAUAACUUUAGUUCCAAUGAAAAGGCAGUUUGAUGUUUUAAGUGGUGUCUUUUCCAUGCCAAUCAGUGAUUGUUUGAAUGCUUCUCUCUAUAUUUGAAUAUUUUGAGAUUUUUCCUUCUCAAAUUAGUUUAUCAAGGAGAAAAAAAAAGGAAUACAAAGCGUUAGUUUGACUGUUAAAAGGGUAUUUUUCUAGGACAGCACAUGUGUUCAAUGAUAUAGCUUCUAGACCUAAGAAAUGUCUUAAAAUUCUCAGAAACCCCUUUUUUCCCCAUUAAAAAGCCUUUUUGGAUUCACAAAAAGUGAUUGCUCCAUCACUGCAGCUUUACGCUUGUUUGUGAAACUUACAAACUUUGUGGGGAAAAAGAGAGUGACUGAAGCAUUCCCUUGUUUAGUAGAGCCACAAAUGCCUUUAGUAUACAGAUAAGCCUAUAGUCCGACAUAUACACAUCCAAAUCCCGCUGUAUAACUGCCUUAAAAAAAAAAAGUCAACAUAGACUGUUUUUAAUUUUGAAUGCUGGCACAUAUUUUAUUAUUAUUAUUAUUAUUAUUGAAGAUUGUUGCAAUAUUUUUCAUCAUAUGUUUAUUUAUUUAUUUAUUCUAAUUAUUUUAUGUAACUUAUUGUUGUGUUUGUUGUGUGAUUUCUUCUGUGAAUCGUUCUGGCAGUUUACAUGUCGUAUAGCCAAAAUGUUUUUUUUUGUUUUUUUCUUUUCUUUUUUUGGGUCAAAUUCAUGAGUUGUGAUAAUAAUUGUCGUGGGUCGGGUUUUAAUCUUUUCAAUCUCCACAGCUCUUGUUAAAAAAAAAAAAGAAAGAAAAAAAACGUAAAGCUCUUACCUUAGAUGCAAUCUUUUUUAAGGACAAGUUAUUUUUCUUAAAUGUUGGCUUUUAUAGCGCUUUGAUUGUAUGUGUAUAUCGUUGUUGUCUAUCGAAAUAAAAAAAAAAUAUUUUCAAAAGGA